This is a messenger RNA of Echinops telfairi (small Madagascar hedgehog), 3899 nucleotides long. RefSeq names its product family with sequence similarity 13 member A (gene FAM13A). The record is from RefSeq and is a predicted model, not a curated record. The coding region runs from base 133 to 3219 and encodes 1028 amino acids. The transcript has 24 exons. Lineage: Eukaryota; Metazoa; Chordata; Mammalia; Afrosoricida; Tenrecidae. Gene Ontology annotation, biological process: signal transduction.
UUUAGAUUGGGAGCUGUUUGGGGCUUUGUUUUUAAACCAAAGCGUAUCCACGGAAUGGGGUUUUAGUCUUUUGCUGUGAUUUGAAUGUUUUCGUGUGGUUUUCACUAGUUCUUCCAGACAGCUCCGGAGAGAAUGGGGGCAGGAGCUCUAGCCAUCUGUCAAAGUAAAGCGGCUGUUGGGUUGAGAGAAGACAUGAAGAGGAUGGUGGCAGAGCCUGUGCCCGCGCGGAGGGAUGCCCCCUGUGCACAGCUGUUCGGAGUCAGCCUCCAAGAGCUUCAUCAGCGGGGGCUGGCCGAGCUCGGCAUCCCGGCCAUCGUGCGGAACAUUGUGGAGUACUUGACCCAGCACGGGCUCACCCAGGAAGGCCUCUUUCGGGUGAACGGGAAUGUGAAAGUCGUGGGACAGCUCCGUCUGAAGUUCGAGCGUGGCUUGCACGUGGAUCUUGGGGAAGAUGGCGAUGUCUACUCAGCAGCCAGCCUUCUGAAGCUCUUCCUGAGAGAGCUGCCGGAGAGAGUGAUCCCCGCAGCAUUUCGCCCUCGCCUCCUGCAGCUCUUUCGGGAUGGCAGAACUGACGAUCAGGAGACUAGCCUAAGGGCCUUACUAAAGGAGUUGCCAGACACCCACUACUGCCUUCUGAAGUACCUGUGCCAGUUCUUGACAAAAGUGGCCCAGCAUCAUGUGUACAAUCGCAUGGAUGUUCACAAUCUUGCCACUGUAUUUGGGCCAAAUUGCUUUCAUGUGCCACCUGGGCUUGAAGGCAUGAGAGAACAGGACCUGUGCAACAAGACAAUGGCUAAGAUACUAGAAAAUUAUCAUACCCUGUUUGAAGGAGAGCGCACAGAAAAUGAUAACCAGGUGUGUGACAACCUGGCCCGGCUUCUCAUAGUCCAAGAGGCCAGUUGUAAGAAGGCUCUGCCCAUCCUUCUAACAAAAGGCUUAGAGAGAGAGAAGCAAAAUAUGUCACCAAGAACUAAGAUCUCAAAUUGCAAGAGAGAGGGAAAGGUUCAAACUCCCAGGUUCCCAUAUCCGGAGGUAUCUAAUGGCACUCCGCAGAUCAGCCGGCUGCUCACUCGUAGAAGCUCCUGCCUGGAUGACUUGAAUUCGGGAAAGGAAGCCAGCGGUGUGAACUUUACAUCCAGUUCACAGGACGAUGAAAGACCUAUGUCUCCUUUCUAUUUGAGUGCUCGCGUGUCACAAGUCAGCAGUGUUUCGACAACAGGAGAACUCUUAGAAAGAACUAUCCGAUCAGCUGUAGAACAGCAUCUUUUUGAUGUUAAUAGUCCUGGAGGGCAAAGUUCAGAGGACUCGGAAUCUGGCACGACACCCGCAUCUUCCCCGGCAUCCAUCCGACAGCGACGGCGCCAGCCCAUGGAGCAGGAUGACCUGCGUCGAGUCACAGACAGGGGACUUGUCAACAAAGAAAAUAUUCCUUCUGGAGUCAGCAACCGUGACGACUGUAUUUUGAACACUCAAGAAGUUGAAAAAUUACAUGAAAGUGGUUCUGGUUUUAUUGGUGAAAGGAAUAAGCCUAAACGUCAAAAAUCCAGUACACAACUUUCAGAGCUCAAUGAAAAUCAGGAUGGCCCUGGGAGGAUGGACAUUCUCAAUCCCACACAGUAUUAUGAAAGGACUAGACCUGAUGAUGUUGAACUGACAUCUGAUAGAAGCAAAGAAAAUCAAAGUGUUGACAUCCCUGGCCAGCAAGGGGAGGUGAGUAGCUCACAGAGCUCCACAAUGAAGAUCCAGGAACAUCCCAGCCUCCCGGACACCAAACUGCCCCGGAAUCAAGAUGCAACCGGCCAGCAGGAGAGCUUUGUCCCCGAGGUGCCCCAGCUGGACCUGACUGCGUUGUGUGAUGAGCCAAGCUGGGAAGAGUCCGGCCCGACUUACUCCGAGUGGCAGCGGGAGAACCUCACCUCGGACGAAGCCCACCUCUCCCCGCAGGCUGGCCGCCUGAUUAGUCAGCUCCUCGAGGAAGACAGCGACCCCAUGCUCUCGCCCAGGUUCUACGCCUACGGGCAGAGCAGGCAAUACCUGGACGACACAGAAGUGCCUCCGUCGCCCCCCAAUUCCCAUUCUUUCAUGAGGCAGCGGAGCUCCUCACUGGGUUCCUACGAUGAUGAGCAAGAGGACCUGACGCCUGCCCAGCUCACCCGGAGGAUUCAGAGCCUCAAGAAGAAGAUUCGAAAGUUUGAAGACAGAUUUGAAGAAGAGAAGAAGUACCGACCUUCCCACAGUGACAAAGCAGCCAAUCCAGAGGUCUUGAGAUGGACGAACGACCUUGCCAAAUUCCGGAAACAGCUGAAAGAAUCUAAACUGAAGCUGUCUGAAGAGGACCUGACCCCCCGGAUGCGGCAGCGGAGCAACACCCUCCCCAAGAGUUUCGGUUCCCAGCUGGAAAGAGAAGAAGAGAAGAAGCAAGAAGUGGUAGAUAAAGCCGUCAAGCCCAGCGUUGAAGCCACACUGGAAUCCAUCCAGAGGAAACUCCAGGAGAAGCGGGCCGAAAGCAGCCGGCCAGAGGACAUAAAGGACAUGACCAAAGACCAGAUCGCUAACGAGAAAGUGGCUCUGCAGAAAGCGCUGCUGUAUUAUGAAAGCAUUCACGGCCGGCCGGUAACGAAGAACGAACGGCAGGUGAUGAAGCCACUCUAUGACCGCUACCGGCUGGUCAAACAGAUCCUAUGCCGAGUGAACACCAUACCCAUCAUUGGUUCCCCCUCCAGCAAGCGGAGAAGCCCUUUGCUGCAGCCAAUUAUCGAGGGAGAAACGGCUUCCUUCUUCAAGGAGAUCAAGGAAGAAGAGGAGGGUUCAGAGGAUGAUACCAACACGAGGCCUGACUUCACAGUCACUCUGAAAACCGACUUCAGUGCGUGCUGCUUCCUAGACCGAUUUGAGGAUGACGCUGACGGGUUUAUUUCCCCAAUGGAUGAUAAAAUGCCUUCGAAGUGCAGCCAGGACGCAGGGCUUUCCAAUCUCCAUGCCGCUUCAAUACCUGAACUCUUGGAACACCUUCAGGAAAUGAGAGAAGAAAAAAAAAGAAUUCGAAAGAAACUUCGUGACUUUGAAGACAAUUUUUUCAGACAAAAUGGAAGAAACGUCCAGAAGGAAGACCGCACUCCGAUGGCUGAAGAAUACAACGAAUACAAGCACAUAAAGGCGAAACUUCGGCUCUUGGAGGUGCUCAUCAGCAAGAGAGACGCUGAUUCCAAAUCCAUGUAGAGGCAGUCCCAGCUCGGCCGCUGAAUGGGUCCUGGGAACAGAGCCGCUCUGCAGGGCCGGACAGCGGAGCCUUUCCGAGACCCGCCAGCAUGCGGCCCUCUGCCUGCACGCCACCAGGAUGGACUCCUGUCUCCAUCGCUCGCCUGCGAGACUGCUGUCAACCCAAGAAGGAAACUUGUCCUGGCGUGGGAGUUUUGUAAUGGCAACGUCAGGAUCCUUCGUGAGCGCGCGUGCACACACACCAAUGUAGUGGAAACUUUACUAACACUACCAAUGACGAAGCACUACAGUUCGACACACUCGUCUACAAAGGAGAUGAAACUGUUCUAUCCCUGGAGAACUGAGAAACAGGAGACGGCUCUCUCGUCAAACUGACCCCACAAGCUCCGGACUUCACCUUGUAGAGCGAACUGGCUGUAUUCUUCUUGGACCACUGCCAAGUGUGGAUGUGCAUCCGAGAGCCGCCCAACCGCCCUAUUUGCUGCCUUGGCCGUUCUUGUGCCCUUUGCGCAGAGCCGCGCCUCUUCCGCUGGUGUGAAUUUGUUAUUUCGUCCCCUCCUCCGCCCCCAACCCCGCGCUCAGGUACCUGGAAGCUGCGCCUGCCCCCAGCGGCCACGCUGCCCUCUCUUAGCUGGUGUGUUCCUUCUGGACGCCCUCGGCUGACUUGGUUUGUACCUAGA